Molecule: messenger RNA, 2356 nt
Organism: Larimichthys crocea (large yellow croaker)
Lineage: Eukaryota; Metazoa; Chordata; Actinopteri; Sciaenidae
Gene: triqk
Product: triple QxxK/R motif containing
Exons: 5
Coding region: 240-494 (84 amino acids)
Cellular component (GO): endoplasmic reticulum membrane
Source: RefSeq, a predicted model, not a curated record
GAGAAUUGCAUUUUGGGAGAUUGAGUCCGUGGCGCUGCAUGUUCUUUAUAGCUACAGUUGUAUGUUUUGUGGACUCUCGUGGAGGACACAGCUCGGAGCCAGAUAGCAGUGAAGUAACAUGCGAGGGGCUGUUGGAAGCUAUUGCAGCAGUUUUGCUCAGUGGCAAUAGGAGCUGGAAAUUGAAUCACAAACCCUGAGGUGACUGGACAGCCUGCUGAACCACAGGCUGAGAAAGGAGAAUGGGGAAGAAGGAUGCCAGUGCGACCGGAUUACCAGUUGAUCAGUAUCGCAAACAAAUUGGUAAGCAGGACUACAAGAAGACAAAGUCAGCCUUAAAGGCCACGCGUCUGAAAGCUGAAGCAAAGAAGAAUUCCUCUGGAUUCAGGGAUGCCUUCCUGGUCAUCGCAGCGAUCCUACUCUUUGUCCUCUGUGUGUAUGCCUUCUUCUACCUCAACCUGAGCACGGAGAUCAACCUGGAUCUGGAUAUGGAUUAAUAAGAGGAGGACAGUAUAAUGUUCUUGUCUCUACAUGUUAUGCACAAGGACAAGAGGGGAAUGAAGGAUGAAAACAUGCAGUCAAAUGACCGUGUCCUAAUAGCCAUAUAACAAAUGCAGGGUUUAGUCUGGAACUGGUCGCCACAGUCAGUCAGUUACGCACUUUUGGACUGAACUGUAUCUUCAGCAGAGGUGACAAUGCAUUGAAUGACUCAAGUUUGAAAUUUGUUUUGGAUCUAGACCUUAAGUUUCUCCUUUUUAAUUUUCUGCAUGAGAACACACAAUGAAACUGUAAUGAUUAUUAUACUGACACCUAUUAUACUUAAAUAUUUCUGCUUUUUUUCAGAACUCAGAUCUGUGAGUGUAGCUUUGAUUUCCGUUCCCCGAAAAAGUCAGUGACCUCUUUCAAAUAUUCUGUUUGGGGCAGAAAAAAAAUCCAGCAAAGCAAAGAAGCCUCUUUUUACACAAGUCUUCCGAUCUACAGUCAAGACCGAGCUCUGUUAAUCACAUUCUUCUGAGUCACGUCCCACUGUUGUCUUCACUAAUAGAAAAAUGUAAAUCUCCCGCUGAACCUCUCGUCACAUCGAGACAAACACUCGCCUCACAUUCCAGUGCACAAACCUCUCCUCCCGGAUAUCUGGAGAUCACAAAGUGUGAGAUUAGAAUCCACAAAGCCCUCGUCUUGAUUGAACAUGUGUGCAGAAUACAGAGCAACACAUUGUACCUGCUGCACAUACAUGCAGCACAGAGACAGACAUCCACAGGAUUAGCAUUACAAAUAUGAUCCUGUUCUUUCAUUUGAAUGGAAAUUACAGAGAAGAAUGAUGACUGAAUGGAGGUGAGCCUACAUGUUUCUCAGAAGGAACACCUUGAUAAUUUUUUCUUGUAUGUAUUGUUGUGAUGUGUCUCUGUAGAAAGGAAUCUUUAUUCCACCACUUAACGCUUUGUGCACUGGCGCUAUAGGUGCAAGGAUUGACCUUCCAUUAACUAUUUCAGUCCAAGUGUUUCCACUGUUGGAGAGCUUCUUUGUUAGCAGAGGAGACAUUUAGUCAAUUCUUUUUUGCACAUUUUUCAAUUUAUAUUUCAUGUUUUUCUAAGCACACAUCAACUCACAAUGGCAAUGCUGCUGUCUAAAAGUCUAAUACGACUCUUUUAUAUUCAUAAAAGGUCACGCACACACAAGAGGCCUUGUGAUGUCUUUUCAUUCCUAACAUCUUUUUUUGUGCCUCUUUGUAAAAACAAGUCUUAUGUCGGCGGCUGACAUCAUUCUCGAAAUGUGAGACAGAUUUUCAGGUUUCAGUUUCUGCCUUUUUCCCCCCUCGUUUCUCCCAUGACCUCCCGACCUCUUGUAAAAAAAUACUACAUAUCCAAGAAACCAUUAUGAUAAGCGUACCCUCACAUCCAUUGGCUUUUAUCUGGUCUCGAAGCAUCCAAACCCCCCCCCUACUCCACCACUGUCACUCACAUGUAUAACAAUAGAUAGCCUGACCCAAAAGACCUUCAUACGUGACUCAUGUUAUCUAAAAGGUCACCAUUACCAACGACAAGAGCUGUGACAUUGGCACAAUUGAAAAGGAUCAGGCAGCACAACCUUUUCAUUCAGACCCAUGUUUGGAAAGAUGAGAUUCAAGCUUUUUUUCACAAUAGUAUGAACAUUAGUGCUGUUAUUGAAUUGACCUGUAUGUUACAUAAUCAUUUUCCGGUUUGCUUUGUCAUUAUGAUUCAGUUAUGGGACACUGUGUGAUAUAUUCUGAAUGAUUAUUCUGUAUUUUUGGUUGAAUUACUUUUAAAAUCAUAUCUCUUUGUAAGGAAAUAUAAAUAGUGUGACAGAAGAUUAAAGAACUUUUUCAGUUUUCAAUACA